Messenger RNA from Bacillus rossius redtenbacheri, 3543 nucleotides. It is a transcript of the gene Chpf, whose product is annotated as chondroitin sulfate synthase 2. Gene Ontology annotation, cellular component: Golgi cisterna membrane. NCBI's taxonomy places the organism in Eukaryota, Metazoa, Arthropoda, Insecta, Phasmatodea, Bacillidae. Gene Ontology annotation, molecular function: glucuronosyl-N-acetylgalactosaminyl-proteoglycan 4-beta-N-acetylgalactosaminyltransferase activity. Bases 132 to 2498 code for a protein of 788 amino acids. The transcript has 10 exons. The record is from RefSeq and is a predicted model, not a curated record.
UUGCUAGACUUCUCUAUGUAGCCACACACUAUGGUAUAUAUGCGACGUUCAAAUUAAAUAAAUAAAUACUUCAUAGUCCAAGAAUUUAGUAGCUUCACCGGAGACUAAAUUACCGUUAAUGUAUUUGAAAAAUGUUGUUGAAGAUAGUUCGGUUAUACAUUUCUCAUUGCCGCCAAAAUGCUUUCUUUAUCACUGGUUUUUUAUUUAGCUUGUUUGUUAGUGGCCUUAUAACCAUGUCAUUUCAAAAUCAAUGCGUUUCUUCUGACUUGCAGAUUUCUAUAGAACCAGACGUAUCAGUGUUUUUAAGUACAACUUUAGAAAAAGAUGACUACGAGCCUAGAAUUAAUUUAGCAGGGAAGCCUCAAAAGGCACAGAAAACUCCUCAAGUGCUAAUUCGACCUCGUUAUUACUCCACAGAGCUCGGUAUUAAGGAAAAAUUGUUUGUGGGUGUUUUAAGUUCAUACAGAUCAGUGACCAGAUUAGGAAUGGCAAUGAACAAAACCAUUUCACAUUAUGUAAACAAAAUUUUGUUCUUCAUUGAAUCACCAGGCCAUGAAAAGCUUAAUAUUUCAAUGCCAGGGGUAGUUGUUUUCACAGACACACGUAGAAUUCUUGAACCUUUUCACAUGCUGAAGUACAUAGCGGAUAAUUAUCAUGAUGAAUAUGACUUUUAUUUCUUCGUUAAAGAUACAACCUAUGUCAAAGCUGGAGCUUUGCUCAGUUAUGUCAAUAAUAUAAGUGUGAGUGAAGAUGUCCAUACUGGAGGUGGAGAUAGUACAAAUUCUGUUUAUUGUUCAUUGGAUGCAGGAAUAUUGCUCAGCAAUUCAGUUAUGAGGCAAACAGCCUCAAACUUAGAUUGGUGUGUGAAAAAUGUUUUAUCUGAGUCUGACAAUAAUUUUGGUAAAUGUGUGCUUCAUGCGACAAGCUUACCAUGCAGAAAUGAAAUUCAAGGACAGACUUUCAGCAGUUAUAUAUUACCAAGGAAUUACUUAACUACUUAUAAUAACUUAACUCACAGGAUGAAGGUUUUUGAAUCUGCAAUUACUUUGUAUCCUGUGUUACAUGUUAAAACAUUUUAUGAGUUUGACAGGAUCUUUUCAAAGGUGUCACUCGCUGGUGUGAAACAUAAUAUUGCUGAGCUACGUUCUUCCAUAAUCACCAUGUCUUCAUUGGCUCCUGGUGGCCAGGAAUCAGUUACAUGGCCAAUAGGUAAUCAGCCUAGCAGUGUACCCAUUACAAGAUUUGAUGUUUUGCAUUGGGAGUAUUUUGAUGAAAACAACAUCUAUCUGCAGUCAGAUUUCAAUAACAAGGAGAAACUACAAGGUGCUACAAAAUUAGAUAUUGUGGUCAUCUUAAAUGCUACAAUUUCCUAUGUGAAACAAAUUUAUGAAGGCAGAUUCCAGUUUAAGAAAUUUUUGCGAGGUUAUCGACGUUUUGAUCCAGCUCGUGGACUGGAUUAUAUUAUGGAUUUGGUCUGGAUUGAUACAUUGAAUGCCGAAGUAACUCACAAAAGAAUUGAAGUUUGCAAGCCAUUAGGGAAAACUGAGCUUGUGCCUAUGCCUUAUAUAAUGGAGAAUACACGAGUCAAUAUGAUUCUUCCUGUCACUGCUGGUGAUCGUCAGUUAACAAAAAAAUUUAUGGAACACUAUACCAGUGUGUGUAUGGAGAAGCACGACAAAACGUUUCUUAUGUUGGUUCUUUUGUACGAUCCUAUUGAUCCUCACAAAGGAGCUAAGGAUGAUGUCUUUCUAGAUAUCAAGCAGCUAGCUUUAUCACUUAGCAACAGGUACAAAAGAGAUGGAAGUAGAAUAGCAUGGAUCUCAAUCAGUAUACCAAGUUCCCAGAAAGAUAAUACAGUACUGCUCGAGUUUGCUGUUGCUGAUUUGGUGGUUAAAAAAUUUUCUCAAGAUUCUUUAAUAUUAAUGUGCGAGCCAAACAUGGACAUCCGGCAAGAUUAUCUGAACAGGGUGCGCAUGAAUACAAUUCUCCAGAGACAAGUUUUUAGUCCAAUACCGUUCACAGAAUUUAAUCCUGAUGUAACAUAUACUUUUAUCCCUUCAAGAAGCAGAGAGUCCGAUAUAAAUAAAAAUUAUGGACAUUAUGAUGUACAUGCAACACGCCAUAUUUCAUUUUACAUUAAGGACUAUGUCACAAGUCGCAAACUCAGUGAAUCAAUAAUACCAAUUAUCCGUACUGACAGAGAUAUUUCAACUACCUUUUUAAGAUACCAGAAUGCUUACAGAAAUGCUUCAAACAAUUUCAUUAGUAGUAUAUAUAGCAUGUUUAUUUCUUACAGUAAUGUGCAUAUUUUAAGGUCUGUUGAGCCUAGUUUGCGACUUAGGUACGUAGAUAAGAGCUGUUCAGGACUUGUACUUGCAAGGAAUGUUGUCUAUGAUAAAUGUAGGCAAACUAAAGAACUGAGUCUUGGUACUAGAAGUCAACUUGCCAAAGUAAUACUAGAUUAUCAAUCUUUAGCUGUAUCAAAAAUGAAUGCCUAAGAAUAUUGAGAUAAUUGUUUAUAGAUACAUGUUUGUUUAUUUCUUGAUUAAAAAAAAAAUUCUAGUUUUGUGUACUUCUCACAGAUGACAUUGAUUUUUUUUAUAAUGCCACCAUUAUCUAUAUAAUUGUUUUUUAAAAUGUAUGUCUAUGAAUUUUAGUAUUCAAAACUGCAUUUAUACUAAACAGUAUGAAAUUGUGUGUAAUUCUUGAUUGUCUUCAUUUCACAUUUCCUUAAUUAUUGCUUCAUGCUUAACUAUACGUUUAGUUUUUUCCCUUGAUAAUUGACACAUUGAGCAGGCAAAGCUUUACAGCAGCGCUUAGCGCAAUGUGUCAUUCAACUGUUCUACUGCAGAGCAAUGCUACUGUGUACUUUCUGCUUCUCUGCUUCAAGCAGACUAAACACUUUAACCAAGGUAGCUUCAGAUAGAAACAAAUAGUAUGCUACUUAGUAAAUACUGAUAAUUACCUAAGAGGUGAGAAAUUCUGCUAUUAAAUGAAGUAUUUCCACGUUUAUUUUAUUCUUAUGUCUUUGAACUAUUUUUUUUAGUUGUAUGAAGAAAUUUAAAAUAAAUGUGUUUUCAAGCAUAAAUUGUGGAACAUUAUCUGUAUUAUAAACACAUCAUGUAAUUUUCAAAACAAAAUUCAAACAUUAAAAAUUAAUGCAAAAGGAAAUAAACAUUGUAUUUAAAAAAAUUUAUUUUGCUAUCAGCUGUUGAUUUAGUACAAUGUAUAAAACUGCCUGCAGCUGUAAUGCGCAGUGCUGUGGCAUUACAUUAUCCACUAAAUGCUCUUAGUCAUAGAUAAAAUAAUAUAUGUGUGUAUUCUGUCUAUCUUUAACAGUUUUUUUUGUUUAUUAUAUUGAGACUUAUAUCCUUGACAGUCCUUAGUGAUGGUCUCUUUAACAUCUUUACCUAUUAUAAGCCUAAACCGUGAACAAAAUCUCAGCUUUUAGGGUGGAAUUAAUAUUCUUCUCUUGAGACACAACUUAAGAUGAUCUUUUUGUAAUGUAUCUUAUUUCUCAAUAAACUGAAUUUUUUAACUGUA